Gastrolobium bilobum is the source of this 1734-nucleotide messenger RNA. Its product is annotated as probable alkaline/neutral invertase F. Gene Ontology annotation, biological process: sucrose catabolic process. Gene Ontology annotation, molecular function: sucrose alpha-glucosidase activity; endo-alpha-N-acetylgalactosaminidase activity. The transcript is spliced from 5 exons. The record is from RefSeq and is a predicted model, not a curated record. The coding region runs from base 1 to 1734 and encodes 577 amino acids. NCBI's taxonomy places the organism in Eukaryota, Viridiplantae, Streptophyta, Magnoliopsida, Fabales, Fabaceae.
AUGCUAUUUUGGGAGAUAUCUUCCUUCCCCAUGUAUCAGUCUCUCGACGGAAGUUUUAGAAGUGCAGAAGCACUAUGUACUGUGGCAGAAGAUGAUGAGGAAGAAUUUGUUUUCUCAAAGUUAUCUGACAAGCCAAGGCCUCGAAUUAUAGGAAAAGCCAAAUCAUGUGAAGAAAGAUCAAUUCUUGAACGAUCCAAAGGGUUUUCUCCACAGCACUUGUCUAAAAGUGCUGAAAACUCUUCUCAACCGGUAGAGCAUCAUGAUAAUGCUGUUUCUCUUCUGCAAAAAUCAGAUAUGAAUACCCCAGUAUCACUGAUAUCGGAUCCACAUCCAAUAAUGUCUGAAGGGUGGGAAGCUCUAAGGCGUUCCUUGGUAUAUUUUCGUGGUCAGCCAGUUGGUACAUUUGCUGCUAUGGAUAAUUCUGAUGAGAAACUUAAUUAUGACCAGGUAUUUGUAAGAGACUUUGUCCCAAGUGCUUUGGCAUUUCUGAUGAAUGGUGAACCUGACAUUGUUAAAAACUUUAUCUUAAAGACCCUUCGCCUUCAAUCAUGGAAGAAAAAGAUUGAUAGGUUCCAGCUAGCAGAAGGAGUAAUGCCAGCUAGUUUUAAAGUGUUGCAUGAUCAAAAAAGAAACCAUGAGACCCUGAAAGCAGAUUUUGGUGAGAGUGCAAUAGGCAGGGUUGCUCCUGUCGAUUCUGGAUUUUGGUGGAUUAUAUUACUUCGUGCAUACACAAAGUCCACAGGAGACACUUCCUUGGCUGAACUGCCUGAAUGUCAGAAUGGUAUGCACUUGAUUCUGAAUUUAUGCCUUUCAGAGGGAUUUGACACGUUUCCAACUCUUCUAUGUGCUGAUGGAUGCUGUAUGAUUGAUCGUAGAAUGGGUGUUUAUGGGUAUCCAAUUGAAAUUCAAGCACUUUUCUUCAUGGCUUUAAGAUGUGCCUUGCAAUUGCUUAAGCAAGAUGCUGAAGGGAAAGAGUUCAUGGAAAGAAUUGUCAAACGCUUGCAUGCCUUAAGCUAUCAUCUGAGAAGCUAUUUUUGGUUAGAUUUGAAGCAACUUAACGAUGUAUAUCGCUACAAGACAGAAGAGUACUCGCAUACUGCAGUCAACAAGUUCAAUGUCAUUCCUGAUUCUCUACCUGAUUGGAUUUUUGAUUUCAUGCCUCUUCAUGGUGGUUACUUUAUUGGGAAUGUUAGUCCUGCUAGGAUGGAUUUCCGCUGGUUUUGCCUUGGUAAUUGCAUUGCAAUUUUGUCCAGCUUGGCUACUCCUGAGCAAUCCACUGCAAUCAUGGAUCUCAUUGAAUCAAGGUGGCAGGAAUUAAUUGGAGAAAUGCCUGUAAAAGUUUGUUAUCCAGCCCUUGAAAACCAUGAAUGGAGGAUCAUAACAGGAUGUGAUCCAAAAAAUACUAGAUGGAGUUACCACAAUGGAGGAUCUUGGCCAGUUCUUUUAUGGCUCCUUGCCGCGGCUUCUAUCAAGACUGGAAGACCCCAAAUUGCAAAACGUGCCCUUGACAUUGCUGAAACAAGAUUGGUGAAGGACAAUUGGCCUGAAUAUUAUGAUGGAAAGCUUGGUAGAUACAUUGGGAAGCAGGCCUGUAAAUGCCAAACUUGGUCCAUUGCUGGUUACUUGGUGGCUAGGAUGAUGCUGGAUGAUCCAUCACAUUUGGGUAUGGUGGCACUUGAAGAAGAUAAACACCUAAGGCCUGUACUUAGAAGAUCAAAAUCAUGGACUUUGUAA